Schizosaccharomyces octosporus yFS286 is the source of this 1003-nucleotide messenger RNA. RefSeq names its product mediator complex subunit Med20. Gene Ontology annotation, biological process: regulation of transcription by RNA polymerase II. The coding region runs from base 222 to 839 and encodes 205 amino acids. Lineage: Eukaryota; Fungi; Ascomycota; Schizosaccharomycetes; Schizosaccharomycetales; Schizosaccharomycetaceae. Gene Ontology annotation, molecular function: transcription coactivator activity. The record is from RefSeq and is a predicted model, not a curated record. Gene Ontology annotation, cellular component: mediator complex. The transcript is spliced from 3 exons.
AUUUACCUAUAGUAUUUUAAGAAAGCAUAAUAAUAUAAUCUUAGUAAGAACCACUGUCAGAAGUUACAAUACCACGGUGAUUUCCCUAGAACAGAAACAAUCGAUAGUGGUAGUAUUAUGUCGAUUGAUUUUUAAAUGGUUUAGUUUUUCUUUAUUUUUCUUUUUAUUACUUGUUCUUUUCACUUUUUGGUUGUUUGUCCAAUCUACUCGGAACUUUCAGAAUGCCUGUCCAUGGACUUGUUUAUUAUACAACCCCUUCUAUGGCUACCUUUUUGGGGCCAGCCCAAGAUUAUCUUGUAAAGUCUUUUUUGGCUCAAUAUAUGAAAAAAUGGAUCGUUCAGUAUAAACUUUAUCGGAACGUCCUUUUCCCAAAGAGUUUGGAAUUGUUAAAGCAAAAUAUCCAUCCCUAUAUGUAUGCCUGUGUUGAUGAGACAACCACUGUGGAUGCAGAGUCCACAUUAGAAGACAUCAUCUUGCGUACAAAGCUGUGGACGUUUCGGCAAACGUUCAACAUAGAGGGAGCAAUUUAUGAGGUUGGUGACUUCACGGUGGCUGUCGCCAACGUUCUUCAAAAGUCAACGUGGAAAGGAAUCGUUUUUCACGUUACUUACGACGGUUCUGAUGAUGUCGAUAUUGCUCGGCCCAUCCUCCAAGAGUUUUUUGAUAUAUGUUUUUUUAAGAAUGCUUCAGCACCACCUCCUGUUUAUGAAAACUACUUUUACCAUUCUAGACAUUCCAUUGAUCCUAAACUGUUUCUUGAAAUUUUCAAGCAUAGAGCCGAUGUUUCUACGCCAUCUAGUUUAUCUCAGAUAAAGUCUGAAGCCAGUCCUGUUGGUUAAGUAUGUAUGAUUUAUACCUUGUAUGUUCUCGCUUUUGUAUACCUGCUUUCUACUUCUCUUUCUUUGUUCUUCUCUAUGUACCCUUAAUCACGUUUACCUAUAGACUUUUUGAUUAAAUGAAAUUUACAUUAUAUUAAGUAUCCAAAACAGAAAUUAUUAGUCCC